AUGGAGACAUGCCUGACAUUACAGAUCCUGGCAGCAUCUCUCUUUGUAAAACAUAUAAAAGUAUCCCCUGGUGUGCGGUUAGGACAUGCGGAGGUGCUGCUUACCUCCAACGCCAAAUACCACAUUAAUCGUGUUGGUAUGAAGGUUUACAGCAUUCCUUCAGGCAGUCUUGUGUGUAACCAGGAAAACCUAUUUCUAGGACAGUUACCUAAGCAGUUAGUGAUUGGCUUCGUGGACAACGCUGCAUUUUGUGGUAAUUAUGAAAUAAAUCCUUUCAAUGUUCAGCACUAUAAUGUCAACUUUUGUGCCCUGUAUUGUGACAGUGAACAAAUUCCUGCUAAACCCCUUCAGCCUGAUUAUGAACAUAACCUUUUUCCCUAUAUACCUGCUUUGGCCUUGGAAGAAAAUAAAGAGCUCUGGAUAAAGUCUGAUAUAGUAGAAAGGGAAGGUAUUGUUACUGUGGCACUUAAGGUAGUCAUUACAAAGCCAGCUCUGAGGCCUCUCAUCAAACCUUAUAUUGUUAAAAAGAUGACCAAAAAGUUCAUCCAUUAUCAAUCUGACUGCUAUGUCAAAAGCAGGUGUAACUGGCACAAGCUAAAACAUAUUGACAGAAGAUUUCACAGAAGAUUUAAGGGCCAGAUCUCGAUGCCCAACAUUGGCUAUGGGAGCAAUAAGAAAAGAAAACACAUGCUACCCUCAGGAUUUUGGAAAUUUCUUGAUCAUAAUGUCAACGAGCUAGAUGUGCUAAUGAUGAGCAACAAGUCAUUUUGCUCAGAAAUUGCUCUUAAUGUUUCAUCCAAGAAUCGGAAAAUAACUGUGAAGAGACCAGCUCAGCUUGCUAUCAAAGUUACCAAUCCAAAUGUCAGAAUGUGCAGCAAAAUAAAAUGA
Molecule: messenger RNA, 888 nt
Organism: Thamnophis sirtalis
Lineage: Eukaryota; Metazoa; Chordata; Lepidosauria; Squamata; Natricidae
Source: RefSeq, a predicted model, not a curated record